Messenger RNA from Entelurus aequoreus (snake pipefish), 3843 nucleotides. It is a transcript of the gene ehmt2, whose product is annotated as euchromatic histone-lysine N-methyltransferase 2. Gene Ontology annotation, cellular component: nucleus. The transcript has 26 exons. The record is from RefSeq and is a predicted model, not a curated record. Gene Ontology annotation, molecular function: protein-lysine N-methyltransferase activity; histone methyltransferase activity; zinc ion binding. NCBI's taxonomy places the organism in Eukaryota, Metazoa, Chordata, Actinopteri, Syngnathiformes, Syngnathidae. The coding region runs from base 66 to 3434 and encodes 1122 amino acids.
AAUGGCGACCACGACCCACGAUGCAUUGCGAGAUCACGUGACUUCUGGAGCCCAAAUGGUAAAACAUGUCGGCAUCCGAACCAGCAACAAAGGAUUCUAUAGAAGAAAAAGACUCGAAAUGUGAGUCGAUAGCUGGGCCCAGUCAAGUCAAGCAGGAUGAUGCGGACAACGCCAUGACUGCUGUUGCCAGAAAUACUGAACCAUAUAGCAGCGUGCAGCCAGUGUUGAGCGCCCAGCCGUUGGGAAGGGAUGCGCCCAAAGAUGGAGAGGAUGGAGAAAAAUGGCCAGCUGAGUCCUCCCCACUUAACAAACCAGGGCAUGCAGCAAAAUCCUUACAAAUGUCGUCGUCCUCCUUGUUGUCCUCUCCUUCCACGUCUUUGACGCUGUCGCCAGGCCGAGCAAAGAUGAGUGUUUCUGGGCCUGUCAGUAGUAAACCUGUGCUGCCGUCUGCGCCUUCGUCGUCCUCCUCUCCAUCACUUUUAAGUGAAUCCCCUAAAAUCCAUCGAGCACGCAAAACAAUGAACCGGCCACCACCAGCGCAGAUGAGCCAAAUUCAAACACCAAGUGCACCAAUGCCUCCUUCAGGGUCAUCCUCAGAUACCGAAACUGUUGCAAAAAAGAGAAAAGUGGACCACAUAUCUGCCAGCACUCCUGAGAAGACAUUUUCCGACAAUACACAAAAUACGGAUUCAGAAUCUGAAUCAAAAAGAAGCACACCCAUUCAAAACAAAUCUCAGGAGUUCCCAUGGCAUCAGGCAGGAAAAGAACAAUUCACCUGUGAUGUAGUGGAAGCUGUUGGAGAUGGAAGAUCCACUGAGUACACAGAGGUUCCCUUAGGUGCCCUGGACAUCGCUGCUGCCGACAGCCUGACGCUCUCACCUCAUCAUGAAGGAAGUGAUGGAGGCGACACAGAGAGGCUGGAAGAGCUUCCUCUGUGCAGCUGCAGAAUGGAGGCUCCUCGCGUUGACAGCUCCGGCCACCAUGUCAGCAGACAGUGCAUGGCCACUGAGAGCAGCAAUGGAGAGUUGAGGGCUUGCACAAAUGUGACGAGCAAAGGAGAGACCAUGCGGCCGUCUAGUAAAGUAAACCUCAUGGUGCUUUGUGAAACUCAUCGCUCACACAUGGUCAAGCACCACUGCUGCCCCGGCUGUGGCUACUUUUGCAUUACUGGAACGUUCCUUGAGUGCUGUCCGGACCAGCGCAUAGCCCACCGUUUCCACCGGGGGUGUGUGACAGUGCUCGGGGGAGGGCGAAUUAGGGGAAAUGGAGGGAUGCUUUUCUGUCCCCACUGUGGUGAAGAUGCUACCGAGGCUCAGGAAGUCACCAUACCUUCCUCUGGCUCCACAGCCGCCUCGACGACUAAGGUUGUCACCAUGUCAGCGUCCUCUACCACAACACCGUCUCUGCCGCCAUCUGCUCCCACAGCGCCCUCGCUGACGGCCUCCACAGGAGGGAUGAAGGACGAAAAGAUGCCUGAAAGGCCUGUCAGUGCACGUAUGCGCAGCCAUGGAAUGGUAACACUGACCGUGGAGCAACAACAACAGCAACCAACCCAACCGGCACCCUCAACUGCGUCCGUCACCACCAUUCCUCCUCCAGAAGAAGGGGUGGACAGCGUGGGGCCUUCUGUCUGUAUGCCAAACGGGAAACCUGUUAGCCCCAGUGCUCUUCCACCAGGACCCAGCAGGGCAGCGCUACAAAAGGCUAUUCUCACACAGGACACUGAAAGGAAAAAGAAACUGAGGUUCCACCCUCGCCAACUCUACCCUGCUGCCAAGCAAGGCGAGGUGCAGAAAGUUUUAUUGAUGCUAAUGGAAGGCAUUGAUCCCACAUACCAGCCUGACUCUCAGAACAGGCGCUCUGCUCUACAUGCUGCCGCUCAAAGAGGACUCCUUGAAGUCUGCUACAUACUCCUGCAGGCAGGUGCCCAAAUUGAUGCUCAAGACAGAGACCUUAGAACGCCACUCCUUGAAGCCAUUGUCAACAACCACAUAGAGGUGGCUCGAUACCUGGUCCAGAAUGGCGCCUGUGUCUAUCAUGUUGAGACUGAUGGUUAUACUGGCCUCCACCAUUCAGCCAAACAGGGCAACCUAGAAAUUGUCAGCAUGCUGUUGGAGACAGGACAAGUUGAUGUCAAUGGUCAGGACAACGGCGGUUGGACGCCAAUUAUUUGGGCUGCAGAGCACAAACACGUGGAGGUGAUCAAGGUGCUGCUGAACCGAGGAGCCGACGUUACCAUCAGUGACAAGGAGCUGAAUGUGUGUCUCCACUGGGCAGCGUAUGCAGGAAGCGUGGAUAUUGCAGAGAUGGUGUUGAACGCUGGCUGUUCACUUGCAGCAGUAAACCUGCAUGGAGACACGCCACUCCACAUCGCUGCCAGAGAAGGCUACUUGGAAUGCGUUACGUUGUUUCUGUCCAGAGGUGCAGAUAUUGACAUCAUGAACAGGGAAGGAGACACACCCCUCACUCUUGCCCGCCCCGACACGCCAGUCUGGGUUGCACUCCAAAUCAACAGAAAGAUACGAAGGGGAAUAACCAAUCGUAUGCUUCGGACAGAAAGAAUCAUAUGCAGUGACAUUGCCCAAGGCUACGAGAACGUACCCAUUCCAUGUGUCAACGCGGUGGACGACGAAGGCUGCCCUUCGGACUACAAAUACGUUUCCGAAAACUGUGAAACGUCAGCGAUGAACAUAGAUCGCAACAUCACACAUUUACAGCACUGUGGCUGCACAGACGACUGCUCGUCUAGUAACUGUCUAUGUGGACAGCUCAGCAUCCGCUGCUGGUAUGACAAGGAUCAGCGGUUGCUGCAGGAGUUUAACAAGAUUGAACCCCCACUUAUUUUUGAAUGCAACAUGGCCUGCUCUUGUCACCGAACAUGCAAGAACAGAGUGGUACAGGCUGGCAUCAAAGUUCGCCUUCAACUCUACAGGACAGAGAAGAUGGGUUGGGGCGUUCGAGCGUUGCAGGACAUCCCCCAGGGAAGCUUCAUCUGCGAAUAUGUGGGGGAGCUGAUCUCGGAUGCAGAAGCCGACGUUAGAGAGGACGAUUCCUACCUUUUUGACUUGGACAAUAAGGACGGGGAGGUGUAUUGUAUUGAUGCUCGUUACUACGGCAACAUCAGCCGCUUCAUCAACCACCUUUGCGACCCCAACCUCAUCCCAGUGAGGGUCUUCAUGCUGCACCAGGACCUGAGGUUUCCUCGCAUUGCCUUCUUCAGCUCCAGAGACAUCCUCAGCGGCCAAGAGCUCGGGUUUGACUACGGAGACCGCUUUUGGGACAUCAAGAGCAAGUACUUUACCUGUCAGUGUGGCUCGGAGAAAUGCAAACACUCUGCAGAGGCCAUCGCUUUGGAACAGAGCAGACUAGCCAGAAUGGACGCCAGUCCAGAGGCGGGAGCAGACUGUGGAUUAACUAUACCCGGACACAUUUAAAGGAACUCAAACUCAUCGUAAUAUUAUGGCGCAUUUAACAACAUGUUUAAUCUACUAUACUUUUUAUUUUAGUCUAUGUGAUAACACAUUUGUAAUAUCAACUUUUAUCAAUCGUCGACAACUUGGGCCGAAAACAUUCAAUUAUUGCUAAAAAACAAAAUGAGAUCAAGUUUGCUUGCAUACUGUAUGCAUAUUGUCAAACAAUUUUUAUUUGCCAUCAUGUGUCACAUACAAUGUUUAGUUCCUGUUUUGCCAAGAAACAAGCAGCAUUUUUUUUACACAUUCUGACCUAACCUGCACCUGUACAGAGGAUUAGGAUUUCCAUUUGCAUUGACUUUUAUUUUUGUUUUCUAACUUUCCUAUAAUAAAUUCAGGACAAUGUUUUCCCACAUUGAUUCCUGCAAGCAUA